AUGGUAGAAAACGAAUCUAACUCUGAGAAGGGACAUAUUACAGAGCAGCCAAUUACCCUUCACAAUUGGUAUCAUCAUGUCAACUGGCUUAGCACGACGCUCAUCCUAAUUGUCCCCAUCUUUGGGUGCAUCGCCAUACCUUUUACCCCAUUGAAGCUACCCACGGCUAUCUGGGCUAUCAUUUACUAUUUCUGGACAGGGUUGGGUAUUACUGCUGGAUAUCAUAGACUCUGGUCUCAUCGAUCAUAUGAAGCUGGUCUACCCCUCCGUGUCUUCCUCGCCUGUGCUGGUGGCGGCUCCGUGCAAGGCUCUAUUCGAUUUUGGAGUGCCAAGCACCGAGCUCACCAUCGAUGGACGGAUACUGUCAAAGAUCCAUAUAGCGUUCGGAAAGGAUUGAUCUAUUCCCAUCUCAUGUGGAUGGUUCUGAAACAGAACCCGAAAGAGAAGGGCCGAACAGAUAUCUCUGAUUUGAACCAUGAUCCAGUUGUUGUAUGGCAGCACAAGAACUAUGUCUCUUUUAUUUUGGUAUUCGGGAUCCUAUUCCCAAUGCUCGUUGCCGGUUUUGGAUGGGGUGAUUGGAAGGGCGGCCUGUUGUAUUCGGGCGUUCUGAGAUUUUUCUUCGUUCAACAGGCAACAUUCUGUGUUAAUUCUUUGGCGCAUUGGCUGGGGGAUCAGCCCUUUGAUGACAGAAACUCGCCCCGUGACCAUGUUAUUACUGCCCUUGUCACCUUGGGUGAGGGUUAUCAUAACUUCCACCAUGAGUUCCCCUCUGACUAUCGCAACGCCAUCCAGUGGUGGCAGUAUGAUCCAACUAAGUGGUCGAUCUGGGUGUGGAAACAACUAGGCCUAGCCUCCAACCUAAAACAGUUCCGGGCCAACGAAAUCGAGAAAGGACGUGUGCAGCAGCUACAAAAGAAGGUCGACCAAAAGCGAGCUCGCCUAGAUUGGGGCACUCCUCUAGAGGAGCUUCCAGUCAUCUCUUGGGACGAUUUCGUCUCUGACGCUCAAUCUGGAAAAGCGCUCAUCGCUAUUGCGGGCGUGAUCCAUGAUGUGACUAGAUUUAUUAAGGAUCACCCUGGUGGCAGGACUUUGAUCAGCUCUGGAAUAGGCAAGGAUGCCACAGCUCUAUUUAAUGGAGGUGUUUAUAACCACUCCAAUGCCGCGCAUAAUCUUCUUUCCAGCAUGCGUGUCGGCGUGAUUCGAGGCGGAGGCGAGGUCGAAAUCUGGAGGGGGAGAGGAAUGAAGAGGCAAGAUGUUACUGAUGUUUGA
Molecule: messenger RNA, 1269 nt
Organism: Penicillium cosmopolitanum
Lineage: Eukaryota; Fungi; Ascomycota; Eurotiomycetes; Eurotiales; Aspergillaceae
Product: acyl-CoA desaturase
Exons: 4
Coding region: 1-1269 (422 amino acids)
Biological process (GO): unsaturated fatty acid biosynthetic process
Cellular component (GO): endoplasmic reticulum membrane
Molecular function (GO): heme binding; stearoyl-CoA 9-desaturase activity; iron ion binding
Source: RefSeq, a predicted model, not a curated record